This is a messenger RNA of Porites evermanni, 13040 nucleotides long. The record is from the annotation of a GenBank genome assembly. Lineage: Eukaryota; Metazoa; Cnidaria; Anthozoa; Scleractinia; Poritidae.
AUGUGGGUUUUUGUCUUUAUUGAAGAAAACAUGCCUCUGUCUUGUAAAAUAUGUGGGAACAAGGCUAUUUUGAAGCGACCGAAAACGGUAAGCUGGUUCAUGAUGCUAUUGCAGUUGAUCAAAGUUACUUUAAUAAGAGGAUUCUUUAGUUCGUAGUUUAAGCUUCUCGUGUGUCUUGGUCCUGAUGGCGCAAUAAUUGCAACUUAAACAAAAAUCUGUGUCCUUUUUUCGGUGUAAUUAAGUUAAACUUCAAAAGGCCCUCGAAUCUUGUUCUAAAGCGUAACUGUUUAGUUUUUAUCUUGCGUAGUACGAUCCUCCGAUUUUGUGGUACUUUUAAAUGUGUUUAUUAAGCGGGGUUGAUAGAUUUGACACUGUUUGUUUUACAAUGGGCUAUUGCAUUUAACUCACCUGUCAGUGUAAUCCGUGGGGGGGAGGGGGUUGGUUGGGGUUGGAGUCCGGGGAUUUGACAAAGGAAGUCGGCCCGUGUUGAGGACUUUUGAUUAUCGCCCAGUCGCGGGGGUGGGAACUUUUGAAUUUCAUCCGAUUACGGACAUCAUCUUGGAUUGGAAGCUGUUAAAGACCUGGUUACCAGUCAGUUAACAGUUGAAAUACCUCACCCCAGUUGUUUAAAAGGUGGAUAGCGCUAUCCACCAGAUAAAUCACUAUCCACUGGAUAAAUAUUAUGGGAGCCAAUUGCGCUAUCUAGUGGAUAGAGAUUUAUCUGGUGGAUACACAGGUAACCCAGGCUCUGUGAUAGUACCACAGUACGGUUCCAGUAAAAUUACAGUGUUUGUAUGGGGUAAAAAUAUCAUCCUAAAAUUUCUAGGAAAUACUAAAUAAAGAUCAAUGAAACUUACUCUGCAGUUAAUUGUUGUUGUCCUUAUUGCUCCAACAAAGUUUCGUGAUAAUUUGCAGUAAUUUGUUCAAAUUCACUCUAUCUACAAUAAUAAUAUACAAGGUAGGAAACACGAGGUGCCAUUUUCGCCGACAUGCUCUCAUUCAACACAACUUUUUCCACGAAAUUCGAACUCCAAUGGAAAAUAAACAUGCCAGGAUCGUAGAAAUAGGAUAGCAGCAGAUAUAGAAACCAAUGAAGCUUUCCCACAUAGAGAAACGAAUCCCACAGACUUUGACAAACUCGAAGAAUAUAAUCCAAACACACCGAGAAUACGCUCGCCGAAGCAGCCGGGCCAGAUCAACGUGCGGCCAAGAAAAUGAAGCCUGGGCACUGUACAAAAAAAUUCCAUCCUGGGGGUCCUGGGGUGACCUUUCUAGGGACCGAUACAUCAUUUGCCCAAGGCCACCCUCCCCUGCUGGAAAAAUACUUGAUAGAAGGCAAUUGUUCUUCCUAGCCAAUCACCAUUUGCCAGAGCAAACCCCGCACACGCGCCUGAAUUUAAAUGGCUAAAAAAAAAGUACAAGUGAACAAAAGGUAGAUGAUGACUGAGAUACUGUUGCUGUGAACUCUUGAGCGAAACUAUCGUAAAUAAACGGUGAAGCUUACAAACUAAUGUCAAAAAUUAUACAGAAAAUUGCGACAGAGUAUGAAUUGCGAUAACUGAGACGAAUGUGAAAGGCACGUGCACUAGUAAACAAAGAACUAGCGCGAUUAACAUAUUUAGCGAUUAAUGCGGCAGUAACACACCGACUUCUUGUCAAUACAAGUGAACGCUCUAUCGGUUAAAUAUGUGAAUCAUCGUGAUACACCUCUCUUUGAAUUUGGUCCUGUUGUACAAAUGCCUCGGUAAGAGCCAAAAUUCACUUAUAUCUUUUGCUCGUUUUAAGUUUUGUAAAUCGUCCUUCGUUGUUCUUUCUUUUGCCCUUAUAACCUUGCCCUAUUGAUGUUUGAUAAACUUUCUGAGGACCAGCGCCAGGAGCUGAAUAUAGUUCGAGAGGAAAAUAAUCUCUUUAUAACAGGCCAUAGUGAUUGGCUAGGAAGAACAAUUGCCUUCUAUCAAGUAUUUUUCCAGCAGGGGAGGGUGGCCUUGGGCAAAUGAUGUAUCGGUCCCUAGAAAGGUCACCCCAGGACCCCCGGGAUGGAAUUUUUUUGUACAGUGCCCAGGCUUCAUUUUCUUGGCCGCGCGUUGAUCUGGCCCGGCUGCUUCGGCGAGCGUAUUCUCGGUGUGUUUGGAUUAUAUUCUUCGAGUUUGUCAAAGUCUGUGGGAUUCGUUUCUCUAUCUGGGAAAGCUUCAUUGGUUUCUAUAUCUGCUGCUAUCCUAUUUCUACGAUCCUGGCAUGUUUAUUUUCCGUUGGAGUUCGAAUUUCGUGGAAAAAGUUGUGUUGAAUGAGAGCAUGUCGGCGAAAAUGGCACCUCGUGUUUCCUACCUUGUAUAUUAUUAUUGUAGAUAGAGUGAAUUUGAACAAAUUACUGCAAAUUAUCACGAAACUUCGUUGGAGCAAUAAGGACAACAACAAUUAACUGCAGAGUAAGUUUCAUUGAUCUUUAUUUAGUAUUUCCUAGAAAUUUUAGGAUGAUAUUUUUACCCCAUACAAACACUGUAAUUUUACUGGAACCGUACUGUGGUACUAUCACAGAGCCUGGGUUACCUGUGGUGGAUAGCGCUAUCCACUGUUUGAACAACUGGAGCCAGGGGGAUAGGUAACCAAAGAUGGAGGCCCUUGUUCCCACAAGGAUCUGUGGGUAUUUUUUAUGUACGUGGGCAAAAUGGCAGUUUUAUCCUCUCUAUUUGCAUCCAUCCAUUUACAUUUUUUUUUGGGGGAAGUUAGAAUCUUAUUCCGUAUGACUGCCUGAUUGAUACAAACAGUUUGCCCGAGUUUGAAAGCAAGUACGUUGUAAAUUUGCUUGUUUAACAGCUGCAAAUUUGUUGAACUGUGUGGGUGGAAAACAUUCCUUCGUGAUGCUGGCAUUUUGCUGGGGCAUUUUAAUGACAAUUGUUGAAAUAAACAGAUGCGGCUUUCCCAAAAAGUUGGUGUGUUGCGUCUUUCAAUGAAACACAUUUGACCUCUUGUCUUAGUUAGAAGGGUAGGGAAUUUGUUCUCUUUUGAAUAAUAAUGGCCCUGGGGUAGGGUAUUUGACCCAGAAAAUUGCUUCGAGUUCAAAUUCGUGGCCUUUGCCUGGCCUCCUCCCCCUCCAGAUUAACACUGAUAGGUGCAUAAUAUCCGUACCCACCAGUUGAGGACUUACCUUUUCUUCUUACCCCUGAAGAUUAAAUAAAAUAUGGGUCUAUCCCAGAAGAAAAAAAUAAUGCACUACCUCCAAAGAAUUUCACAUUUUUUUUACCCUACCCUUAAAGAAAUCCUUAACUUACCCCUGGAGAAUUCCAUUGUUCCUCACCCCGGGAGGUUAUAUUAUGACUUCACUGGUCACAAGCUUGGUUUUGAUAUGUUUUGAUCAUUUAAAUGUAUUUGAUACCCCAUUAGGGCCAUGCAUUGUGCAAAGAUUGUUUUUACACAACGUUUGAGACAGAAGUCCAUCAGACUAUAAUUUCAAACAAACUCUUUGAAAAAGGAGAAGUUGUUGCCAUUGGUGCAUCUGGUGGGAAAGGUUAGUGAUGGUAAUUCAUUUCACUGUGUUGCAUUUAUGCCUAGUAAUUUAUUACAUUUAGGGUUGGUUUUUAUUACAUUUACGGUGGGUAUUACAUUUAUGGUUGACUUUUAUGACAUUUAUGGUUAGUGUUACGUUUAUGGUUGUUAUUAUAUUAAUUAUUUUAUGGGUGAUACAGAUACUAAUGAAGCAUAACAUGUAAAUGAUGGUUUGCCUCAAGAUAUAACUUAAUUAUUUUUGUCCUCAAUUCUGUUGUUGUUGUUGUUGUUGUUGUUUUUACCAUCCAUUCAUUACCCUGAUUAAUUUGGUUUCAAGCAUCACUCACUGCAUUGCAUGUAGUUGUACUGAUUAAGUCUUUAUGUGAAAAUCUCAUGGUACAUGUAUGACCAUUUAAAUGGAACCUCUCCAGUUGCAGUACAAUGCAAUGUAUCAUUAAUUUCACAAAAUAUAGUUUUUUUUAAAAAGUAUUUUUCCACUUUCAAUAUUAAAAGUGAGGUAUCACGAGGUAUUUAUCCUUCUUAAUGACAGUCUACCAUCUGUUUGUACUUUCUUCUUAUGGAUUUGACUGUAAAUCAAUUAUGAAUUAACGGUAUGUACAUGUGUGCUCUUAGGCCCUUUAUUGUAAGUGUUUGUGUUUUUUGGUUACAGAUUCCACAGUGUUGGCUUAUGUCUUAAAGAAACUAAAUGAAGAAUACAACUAUGGAUUAAAGUUAAUUUUGUUAUCUGUGGAUGAAGGAAUUACUGGUUACAGAGAUGAUUCUCUAGAGGUGAAAGAAAUAGAUUUUAAUUUUAACUUUAUCAGAGGUAGUAUAUGAAAGAUAAAGGUGAUAAAUGCAGCCUAAUGUUCACCAGGGCUAAGUUGUUAUCUUAUUUAACCUAGUUUUGCUUUAAUGCUGAGUUAGGAACAGACACAGUUAGAGAUGUGGAGUACAAAACUAGUGAAUUGCCUUAAGGUAGCCCUAGGUUAGUGCAAAAUUUGAAUUGAAAUCUGAGCGCUAACAAUAAAAAUUCAGUUGAAUUCUUCUUGCCAACAAUUUGAUGUUUGGUUUCUCUAAAAUUACUUAAGUUAUAAUAAACUAUUUAAAAACACUGCAAUAAACAAAAGAAACAGGGGCUGAGGAUUGCAAUUUAUUUGACCCCUGCGCAGGGUUGUUUAAAGCUUCAAUAGGAUAACCCAGGUUUAGUGGGAAGUUUGAUGUCAGAUAUGAAAGUGUAAAAAGCAAAAUCAGCUUAAUUCUUCUUGUCUACAAUUUGAUGAUUCGAUGCUCUAAAAAGAAUCGAAAAAAUUAUCUGAGAAAGUGCUUUUCAACAAAAGAAAAAAGACCCUGAUUAAAAGGUAACUCCAGGUUAAUCAGCCUUCGAACAACUGGGUCCUGGAUGGUAAUAAUCAGCCUUCGAACAACUGGGUCCUAGAUGGUAAUAAUCAGCCUUUGAACAUCUGGGCAGAGAAGGCCAAGUUUCGUUAAAGCUGUUUUAAAGUGUUUUGUGGGUGAACAAGUUAUUUUUUCUGUACAGUUUGAAAAUAAAUGAGUGUUUAUAUUUUUCAUUAACAGACAGUGAAGAGAAAUGAAAUGCAGUAUGAGCUGCCUUUGAAGAUAGUUUCUUAUGAGGUGAAUUUAACACUAUAUUGUUAACUAUUCUAUAUGAUAUGUCAGUGGCUAAGCUUUGAAAUCUAUUAUCAGUUAUUAAAACUGUUUGAAUUUUAUUUUUAAGGAACUUUAUGGCUGGACCAUGGAUGCUAUUGUCAAGCAAAUUGGACUGAAAAAUAAUUGUAAGUCAUCAAUCCAAAAGAUUUUCUUUUGAUAACUUGUUGAUACACCUUAUCAAUAAAGUGGUUUACAGUUACAGCUGUACCUAGGGCCUGUUUAGAGUUGGUAACUACAUCUACAGUAUGUUGAACACCUGCAGUACCUAUAGAAAACUAAAUGUUAAGUAGAGUCUGUGUUUCACUGGUGAGACAAUUUGUAAGACAAAAGUAAAAACAUGACAACCAGCAAAUCUUGCUAGACAAUCAAGGUGCCUGGCAUGGAUUGUGAGAAAGUGGCCAGGAUACACACAUCUAGGAUAUAACAUUAUGGCAGAAGUGCAGACAUACACUCUGUAGCCCACUUUAUUUCUUGUUUCUGUUCUGUUCAACCUCAUCUUUGGUUCAAAUAUAACUCUCCUUCGUGAUUUUGUGUUUUUCAUUUAUCAUAAUUAUACAUUCCCAUUCACAAAAACAAAGGAAAUACAGUGAACUUGAUCGAACCACAAAACUCACACGUAAUGCCAUUACACACUUCAACACUGUUUAAUAAUUAAAGAUUUGUUCCUACUAUUCUGAAAAACGUAAUGAAAUUUCAAACCCUUGCUUGACCAACAACCGUGGUCUUUAACAGUGCGGUAAAGAUCGUAAUUUAAUCUGUCUCAGUCAAUAUGGGGAAAGGUGAUGUUAAGCUGUUGGCCUCAACUCUUCCUUCCUUGGUCAUCAAUUUGAAGGGGAUGUAAAAAACCACUCACUGCCUUUUGAAAAUAGUAGGAGACAUAGACCCCAGGAUGUGGUCUAUUGUUUGUGAGGGAGAGCGCACUGUCAGGGGCCCUUAGAACACAGUAAAUAUUAGGAGAUUAGGCAACGACAAUGGCAACGACUGAAAAAGGUCACACAAAAAAUGAAUUCGCACUGUUUCAAACUUCAUUGCCCUUAUUCCAACUCUUCUAGUUUGUCACAGGUUGGUGGUUUUUGCAGGAGUUUAUUUCUAAAGGACUACAACCAACUUCACGAAAGAAAAAGAAAAUCGUUGUCUUGAGUUCCCAUCCUCCAUUGAUAGAAUGUGAAAUUAGGAAAUUACACCUCAUAGACAUUCAAUGACGGCAAAGAAACGUACAUAUAAACAGUGAAGUAAAACAGAACCGUCUUAACUGAUGUACUCUUACAGUAUAACUGUAUAUUUUACUUUGGCAGGUACAUUUUGUGGAGUAUUCAGACGGCAAGCUUUAGACAGAGGAGCAAUGGCUUUAAAGGUUGAUAAAAUAGUUACAGGUCAGUUAGCUGCUUUAAUAUGAGCAAAUAGAUGUUACAAACAUAAUUAGUAUCAGCUUUAAAUAAUUAUAAUGUCAUUGCAUCAAUGAAUGUUACUGUGGUUUCACAACACUUAAAAAUCGAGUGAUUGUCAUAGUUUGUCAAUAAUGUUCCUUGUUAUCACUUUUGAAGGUCACAAUGCAGAUGAUAUAGCAGAAACAGUGAUUAUGAAUGGUGAGAGCUACGAUCCGUAGUAAUUAAUAGUAGAUAGUUAGAAAUCAAGUAAGAAACUUCGAAAGAAACACUGACAAAUGAAUAAAUUUCUUUUGUCAAUAAAACUUACUUUAGGUCCAGUUUAAAAGAGCCAAUUUUUCUAAUUUUUUUUUCUUGUAACUAGGUUAAAAGUUAUUUGCCAAAAUUUGAGAAGACGCUUUUAACUUUUUCUUCAUAUGACCUUUGGUUCAAUCAUGAUAGUCCACCAAGUGUGUCAAAGUUUGGCAGUGCUUUGUGUUGUUGAAGUAGCUAAACAUUUCUAUCGUUUUCUGCUUUAGUCUUACGAGGAGAUAUAGCCAGACUUAGGCGAUGUACAGCUAUCAUGACCGUAAGUACCACAUGUAUUGUGAACUUUUGUAAUGAUACUGUUAUUCUAUGUAAGUUGCUAACUUUUUAGUUAGCAACUAACAUAGAACUAAAGUGUAGUUAUACCCCAAUUAAACCCUCUUUCUCUAGGGUUACAAGGUGUGGGUGUGAGAUACCAUUUACCAUUGAUUCACUCUUAGCCCGCGGGAUUGUUUUUGCUUGUGUGAGAGUUUUGGCGACGAAGCCGCCAUUCUCACAGCUUUGCUUACACUGUGACAGUCCUGCUGGCUAGGCAGACUAUUUCACUCUGACAAGGGGCCAGUGCUCAAAAUGUUAGGUUUUCUAUCUUUUUUAUGGCAGAAAAUCGACUUUGUCAAGUUUAAUAGUUUUUGUGUUUCACUCAACGGCCGAUGCAGCAUUAACAGUUUCCUUUGAAGCUAACUCCUUUGUUCAUUUAACAUCUGUAUGAUAAGAUGAUUAUUUAAUUAGCUUGAAAACUUGUGCUGGUAGUCUGUCAAAUAUUCUGUGAUUCUGAAGUAAAACAACACGCGGUGUAAAUCUUUUAUGUUCUAUUUCUCAGUUUCUACUUGUUAUAACCUGAAUCGGACUUAAGUAUUGUAUGAAUGUUGAGCCUUAAUUGCUAGCAUUACUGCUAAAACACCACUGGGAUUUUAGCCUUUUCCUGCUGCUGAUAGAGCCAGUGGUAUAGAGACUCGAAUUCCUCUUUUAAAGGUGUGGCUGAAGGGAAUACAAUAUUUGACCACGUGGUCUUUUUGUUGAACGUUAAGUCGUUUACAAUAAAAGGAAACAACAAUACUCAGGUUUAAAACCAACCUCUUCGUUUUUCUCUGUUAGGCUUCGUUCAACUAGCCAAUAAAAGUGAUUUGUUCCAUUUGUUUGUAAUAUUCAGGGUACAGAGGGUGCCAUUCCUCGUUGUAAGCCAUUCAAGUACACUUACGAAAAAGAAAUUGUCAUGUAAGUAAACUGACAGAGUAGUUGUCAAUCAAGUGGCUCAUGCGAUGUUUUAUGAUUAGCUAAUAGUACUUGUGCUGCUCUCUCAACCAAUCAGAAGUUAAACUAAAACCAAUCGUGACUUGCUGCUCGGCUCCUUUUCCCGCGCUUAGUUGCGGCUACUUGAGCUGGCUUUGAAAUCUGAUUGGCUCAUCGAAUUUUUUUCGCACAUUUGCAUUGGCCGGAGUGCGGAUAACUUAAUUUCGCGACGUUUCGCUUUUUUGCACAGAUAAAAAGUCAAGAUUCGACAAAUUUUAAAAUUUACGAGUCUGUUAAUGUGUACUCUAAAAUUGUCAAAUUCGAAAGCUGUCCAGAAAACAUUCAAGUGAAAAGUAGUACGCAUUCUAAAAAGUGCGUUGGGGUAUUGUUUACUUUAGUAACGUUGUACCAAGGCUUGCAGAACGCCUGGAAACAAUACCCAGUAAUCUUCCUGUUUUCCUGCAGUCGGAGAGACUUUAAUAAUUGUGGGUACUUACCAUUUACAUGGAAAAUUCGGUUGGAAAAUGAAUUGGUUUCUAUUAUUCUGUUUGGGAAGCCUCGGAAAUAUAUGGGGUUUGAUUUGAUGCGAAUCACUAUUUCCGCUCCUUGUAUUUUGUUCAGUUCCCUGCGAGCAGUGGUCUUUCCAGGCCUGACGUAGCGUAGUAUCCGGCCUGGAAUGCCACUGCUCGGAGGGUAUUUGUUCAGCUGAUUUGGAUAUACUUCGUAGCGGGUCGUUCUUCCAACACGUCAAAUUUUAUAGUUUUAUGUUUAACUAUGCACCCUGAAGAUUUUCACCCGAGUGGUUUGUGUAAAAUGGUAAGAAACCUGUGUCAUCCUUUGCUAUGUUUGUUCAAAGACAUGUUGAAGUAAAUGAAGUUUUGAAGCUGUGUCUAGUACUUAUAUUCUCUAAGGCAUGAAAAAGAAUGUGUGCGAAGGACAUCAUUUGCUUUUAUGAUUUUUGACGCUGAAACCCAUCACAGACGUAUGUUUUGGAGCCGUUGUGUGUGUUAGUGUUUACUGACUUAAAGUUUCCUCUUGGAAAUGACAUUCAGCGCAUUUUUUCACUAUACCCAGGUACGCAUACUUUAAAAAACUGGAUUACUUUUCAACGGAAUGUAUUUAUUCACCGAAUGCCUACAGGUAAGCUCUGAAACCAGGCCUUCUUGCUUAUUCUUAUUCUGGGCAUUUACUCUAAAGAGCGUCCCCCGCUCUUAGAAGCGAUAAUAGAAAGCUUUAGCAUCGACAAUGGCAACAGCAGCGAAAACGCCACAUUUAGAGUGAAUUCGCGUUUUUUCCAGUUCGCUGAAAAUUGAUGUUAACGUCCUCCAUAAAGGUUAUGUUACACGAGACGAUCGCAACGACGAUUUUUACCGCAACACAGCGUUGCAUCAUUGUUGCGACAUGGUUGCAACAUUGUUCCAUUAUUGCAACGCUGUGUUGCAAUAACUUUAAAACGUAAAAAAAGCGUGCUACACGUGCAAAGUUGUUGUUUUGCUCAAUAAAAGUAUUGCUUUUUUGACGUUCUUGUCUCGUCGUCUAAUGUCGAAAAGCGGUUUUUGUAUGUUUUAUUUGACAUUGCCGAUGCUGAGAUUGUUUCUGAUUUGGAUCUGUAAGGGGGUAGGGGAAAUAGAUCCUAAAAUCUAACUUUGUUGCACGUUGUUUUUAUAUGUGUGUUGUCAAUUGUAAACAUACCAAAGAAAACAAACACUGCGUAGCACAUUGUUUUCAGCAAAAGAGAAGUUCUAAAUAAGCGCCGCCCCUGGAUAAACGCCAUCGACUUGUCGAAAAAUUUGUAAGUGCAUCGACUAAAUUCGGUAGUAAAACUUCGCGAACACGAUUACUUUCAAGACACUGAUUUUUGAAGGCGUAUGGGUGUUGUCUUAGAUGGAGUGCAGAAGAACCAUGAAAAACUCUUGUUUGACCGUCGAUAAUUCUGUAUAUAGACUCAAUUGAAUGUUUUAGUGGUUUAGUAUCAUGGAGUUACGGAUAGCCUCUAGAAAAAAGUACUUAAAACACAUUUGCCCACUCUUCUUUAGGUUCUUAGGAGGCCGAGGUUUUUUUGUAUUCACGAAACCUCACAAUUCUAUUUCAACAGGGGUCACGCACGGACUUAUCUAAAGGAUCUAGAAAGAAUACGCCCAAGCUCGAUUUUAGGUGAGUAUCAUUAAAAUAAGCGAUGUUGAACAAUUAAAAUCACCGUCUUCAGAAGUUCUGAUGGAGUAACAUUACCAGAAUUAAAGGAAUUGCCUUGGUCUGGGUACGAGCUGGGUUUUCUCAACACUCGGUGUCUAUUCUUUGCCACAGAUAUUAUCCAUUCUGGUGAGAGUCUAUCUGUCAAGAAAGAUGUCAAGAUGCCCGUCCAAGGUACUGUGUACAGGUUCCAUGAUUUUCCUGUCUCUUUGGAAUAACUGAUUCUCAUCGACUUUCAAAUACAGGCCCCGUCCACACGAAUUUGGAGAUUUUUGAAACUGCAUAUCUUUUGACCCGGAUUCGUGUGGACGGAUCUUUAGCUCGGGGGCGGGGGGAUUUUAGGUGACAGGGAUGAUCAAAUGGGGGAAAAAAUCAAAACCCCAAAAAAUAUUUGGACCAAAAUUUAACCCCCAAAAAAUCCCUCGCCGAAUUUCCGAGCCAUAAAAACUUUCCAGAAAGCAUUAAAUGAUCUAACUAUCACGAUCUAUCGGAUUGUUUUGAAUACCCGGAAAAAUGCCUACCUAAAUCAAGCUGCCCCAAAUUUUCCUACCCAAAAAAAUCCCGAAAUCGAAAAUUUCAAAUCCAAACCUUUUGAAUAGUAGUGCAGUUCCUAGCCCGCAAACCAGUCAAUUUUGCUUCGUUAUUAACUGCAAAAUUUUUGAAACUUUGAACUUGAAUGCAAACACGGCAAACACAAAACAGCUUUUCGGGCCCGAAAAGUUACUGGGACUUUCCAGAAACAGGCCCCUGCAUGGGCCUACAUUGUAUUAAGAAAAAUCGAUUAGGCCGUGUCCUUUUUCUUUGCACGGGCUUCACGUGCUGCACGUGCCAAUCGACUUCUUCUUCUGGUUUUGCAUAAUAAGCGCAUGUGAGAACGUGCGAACUAGGGUAAAGGUGGCAUAAAACUGGUUUAGUCUUCGUGUUUUUCUUGGUUCAGACGUCUGGUGUCCAUUUAUUAACUUGUUAAGUUGUUGUAAAGAAAGUUCACCGUGAUGGAAAACAUGUUUCAGACCCCCCUCUCUCGCCCCUUCUCCUUCCAACUAUAAGGCUAGCCCGAUCGAUUUUGAAACGCAAAUUUUCCUCCGUUGAUAAGCGCCUACGAAUAUAAGCCCCUCCAAAAAUAAGCCCCUCAAAAAGGGCCUUUGAGAAAUAUAAGCCCCGGGGCUUAUUUUCGGAAUUUUAAGAUAAUUAUGUAGUUGUAGUCAAAUGUCGUCAUCGUGAAAAUGGCCUAUUGCAUGGAAAACCCGGUAAUUCCAAUGAGAAUUCAAAUGGAACGCUUUAUCCCGUAGAAAUUUUUCGGAAAAAGGUGAUACCUUCCUUUCGAGGUGUUACUUUUUUUCCUUGCUUUUACCGAAAAGACGGAAAUUUUCUGUACCGUUUGUGUAGAUUACUAGUGCCAGGCUUCUGUGCAGUUUCUGCAAAUAUAAAAUCCAGGGUUGUCAUUAAGAGCCGGGGGCCGGGGAUUCUCCCCGCCUACUAAGAGAGUGGCCCCCGGCUACUUUUAUUGGAAAAUAGAAGAAAAAUAGAACCAAAAGAAAUCCCUAGCCGUUUGAUUCCCCGCCUACUUAUUGUAUUUACCCGGCAACUUGAAAUCUUAGUGACAACCCUGAAAAUCUGUCCAGAAUUUUGAUGCUUAAACCUGAAAGCUUAAGGAUUGUCAUUCACAGCAAGAGAAAAGUAAAGAUCGAAGGUUUGUAACGCUUACCUGUCUGAUGCUGUAGGUAUUUGCAAGAGGUGUGGAUAUAUCUCAAGUCAGCCUUUGUGUAAGGCGUGUGUACUUCUAGAGGGAUUGAAUAAAGGACUACCAAGGUAUGAUAGCGAAAAAGGCCAUUUCCGAGUUUCAAGAAGCCUCACCUUGAAAACGAGGCUAAGUGCAAAAAAUGAGUUUCAUUUGCAUGAGAAUGAAAUAUCGUUUUUUUAUCAAUGGCUCUGCAGUGAGCCUCGCCUUGAAACAGAGGCUUGUGGCAACUCGGAAAUGGCCUAUUCGAUAAGUUACACAGGGAGCAAAGAACAAAUGUUUUCUUGUUGGUAGCCUUUACUACACCGCGCGGUGGGCCAGAAUGUCUGAGUAAAAUCACGGAACCCUUUCAGACUGUGUGUGAUAGAUAAACCUUGAAAAUAACUGAGCUGUUCGUCCGAGACUUUAAAUCAUGUUCUAUUUUCUGGUAGACGUGGAGGCUUCUUGUGAAAAUGUCAAAGCUUUCUAGUUGGUUUGGGCAGAAGUGCUUUUAGCUUGGAACUGCAGUCGCUUUUCAUAAUUUUUGGACUUUUUUGUUCUUCAGGUUGGGUAUUGGAAAAACAACCAAAGCUCAGGUAAGUUACCCAGAAUUCAGCAAGGGAAGUUAGGGUUCGUAUCUCGUCCCCAGAUCCACCUGACCUUCUCCGCCGCUAGAGCCCAGGGACAAGCAUCAGGGCGACUAAGUUUUUUUCUUCGAUGAGACGCCAUUGAGAAUUUCAUGUCCGGAUUGAAUGACACUGGUUUUCAGAUAUUUAGUCUUUGGGAAAUUUUAGUCUCAUAAUUUUUUUAUAUUUGGGUUUCUCCAGUUUUGUGCUCUGUCUGAGUAUAAGCCAACUCAUUUAGAAUUCUUCUGUUUUUCCUUCAGAUUCCUUUUGAUUAGAUCGUAUUUAAUUAAUAAAUUAAUCGUUUAAGACAUUUCGUACUCAUACUUUUAUUGAUCUCUUCAUCUUUAGAUUGAAAUUUUGAGUAGUGCUGAUAGUGGCUCCAGUCAGCCCAGUGGCGGAGCUAACAGCAGCUCUGCUAAGUCUCUUGAUUUUUGA